UUUGGGUCAUCUGGGUUGUAAUGGUUUGACAUUUUGAAAAAGUGGGUCUCCUGAAAAGGUUUGAAAACCACUGGAUUGGAGGGCUGAAGUAACAAAUAUCUUCUUUGACCCACGAUGUCAGGUGUGAAAAACAGUUCCAGUGAGCACAGGUUCAGCCAGGCCACCCGUGCCUGUCCAGCUCCAACCCUGUAAUGUUCUCUGCCCUGUCUCAUGUCUACAAGAAAUCGAACUGACACCUAGAUCACCAGGUUACAGCCACAGCUGGUACAGAUGCAGUCAUCUGGAUUGAUCUAAGCUAAUUGGAAGGCGAUGGAAGAGGAGAUGCUGGUCAGUGAACCAUGUAGAUCACUCCCUACAGAACCCCUCCAGGAGUAUAAGAACCUGAGAAAACCCACUAGUCACAGGGACUUUGGUCUGGUUUUACAAACAGGCUCUUGCUCCACAGACUCCGACAUCACAACCCCUCUCAGGUAAGACAAUGAACGCCAGGAAUGUCCUUCUGAGCGUCUUCAGAGUAUGGACAGAUACUUAUAUUCUCUACUUUUUUUCCCUAUAAUUCAUCCCUGCAGUCAUGGAGUCAGAGGAAGUUAUCCGUGGAAUGCUGUAUUUGUCCCUCACAGUGGUUGGUGUCCCAGGAAACAGUGCUGUCAUCGUGGCAUUUUUCCUGUCACUUUACCACCAACCACGGCUGGCUGCUGCUGACGCCAUUGUGCUGCACCUGGUCUGUGCUAACCUGGUGGUGGUGGGGGUGCGCUGCCCUCUUGAAACCCUUGCUACCUUCCGCCUGGCCAAUGUUUUCGGGGACAAGACCUGCCAGGGGGUUAUCUUUGUGUACCGUAUGUCUCGUUCCCUCUCCAUCUGGCUAACCUUUGUACUGAGUACCUACCAGUGCCUGAGCAUCUCUCCUCCCGGCUCCCGCUGGGCCUCCUUCCGUGUCCUUGUGGCUCGUCACCUACAUGUGGUCUUCUUCACCCUCUGGGUCAUCACCGCCUCCAUGAGCUCGGCAGCCAUUUCCUACUCCGUGGGCUACCGGAAUGACUCCAGCCUCAGUCAGAACAGUGUCAACGUGCGGUUCUGCUACAUUCGCUUCCCUUCCGUGCAGUCCAUGGAGUUCAACGGGGCCGUGUCGGUGGGCAGGGACGUGGUGCCCAUGGCUCUGAUGACUGCCAGCAGCAUGCUCAUCCUGGUGUUCCUGUACCGCCACAGCCAGCAGGUACAGGGCAUCCGGAGCAGCUCCAGGGCCGGCGGCGGGGCAGAGCAGCGGGCCGCCAAGGCCGUGGUGGCUUUGGUGACCCUGUAUGUGGUCCUCUAUGGAGUGGAUAACGGACUGUGGGUGUACACCCUCACCGUCAGGCAGACCUUAAACUCCCCUCUGAUCUCAGACCUUCGAAUAUUCUUCUCGUCGCUGUUUUCGGCGAUCAGCCCCUUCCUGAUAAUAGCUACUAACAGGAAGGUGAGCAGCAGACUGAGGUGUGAGGGGCAGAAGAGGCCGGUUGAGGACAACGCCACAACACUCUCUACAGUGUGAGUUAGGGGUCAAAUAUAUGGUGGCAAAGACGAUGAAUGGUGAUGUUGAAUAAAUGAUGCUGCCGUCAGAGUUUGAAGUGGAAAGCGUGUUGAGUUAAAAUGUUGCUGUACAUUGUAAAAUGUAUUGCGAGGGUAUCGUACAGUUUCUAGGAGAACUGUGCAAUGAUGAAAUAUUUGUCUGUUUAAUAAUCUUUGGGGCAUGACGUUUUAUUUGAGCUGUUUUAAUUAUUGUGGCAAACUUAGAUUUAUGGAUCUGGAAGAUGAUUUGCAAAACAAAUGUGCCUGGAAAAUAAAAUAGAAGCAUCAAAGCAGUGUGAGAGUUUUUUUUGUCACACGGCCCAAUUGGUAAAAUGGCCAUGAUAUAAAUCAUUCCAGUUUUGUCCUGGUAUCAUUUUGUUUGUUAAUACGCUAUACUCCUUCAUUUUAAUUGCGUAGAAGAAAUAGAACCGGAUGACUAACAGCCCACUAUAACUGUCAAAUGACUUAAUGUCCUAUUGCUAAUGAAGGUAUCUAAUUUCCACUGAGAGACUCAUGUGUCAAGGGAAAACCAUUGGAACAAGAAAGAUACUAUGCGUUCAGUUUCUAAAUAGAAGUAUCUGAUGUGUGGGGGAUGGUGUUCAAAUAAUGCAGACUAAAUGUUUAAGAUAGAUUUCGACUAAUUCAUUUGCAGUGGUAUUUUCUGUAGUUGCAUUUCAUGUAGCUGUAUUCUGCCUCAGAAAAGCAAUCACUCAGUGAAAGGGUACAAAUCAAGGGGCAUCUUAAAGGGUGUUUGAAUGAUAACUUGUGAUUAUACAUGAUUAAAAAGUCCAACAAAUAUUGAUUCAAUCUUCUGUAGGAAGGAAAUACUUAUUCAUAUUUACACAUCUCUGUCAGUCUUUGAUUCUUUACAGAACUAUAUAAAACAUGGGUUUUAGUAUGUAUUUGACAUAUUAAAAUUAUGUACAGUAUUUUAAUGUAGUAUCGGUAUCAAUACAGUAUGUCUGCAGCACAAAACUAUUUUCAGUACAAAACUGCAAUAAGACAACUUAUCCAGUACAGGGCCAUACAUAAUAAUUCAAGUUCAGUUAUGUUUCUAAUGUGUGUCCAUAGCUGAGAGCCCAAAUAUCCAAAUGUUGUUUG
This is a messenger RNA of Esox lucius (northern pike), 2646 nucleotides long. Its product is annotated as olfactory receptor class A-like protein 1. Gene Ontology annotation, cellular component: membrane. Bases 572 to 1528 code for a protein of 318 amino acids. Gene Ontology annotation, biological process: G protein-coupled receptor signaling pathway. The transcript has 2 exons. The record is from RefSeq and is a predicted model, not a curated record. Gene Ontology annotation, molecular function: pheromone receptor activity. NCBI's taxonomy places the organism in Eukaryota, Metazoa, Chordata, Actinopteri, Esociformes, Esocidae.